AUGCCAGGGAAUGUAGUGCGCCUAUCAAUUUCCUUUCUCUCGCCCCUCUUCCUUUCUCUCGCCCCUCUUCCUUUCUCUCGCCCCUCUUCCUUUCUUCCCCCCUCUAUUCCCUCCGUCUGCUCAUGGGUCCUCAUUCGCCGCCGUAUUCACUCCCCUCGUUCCCUUCAUUCCCCCUCAUUGCCCCGCUCCCCUCAUUCCCCUCUUCCCCUCAUUCCCCCCUUCCCCUCAUUCCCCUUUCCCCUCAUCCCCCUCCCCCUUGCAGCUCCUUCCAUGCUCAAGCGCACCCUCCCCUGCCCUCAAAUCCCCCUUGCUGACGUCAUCAGGGCCACCAAUGGGUGGGCAGAGGGGCGGAGGGUAGGGGGAGGCAGGUGGAGUGACGUGUACAAGGGGGUAUGGGGGGAGUGGACGGGGGAGGUGGAGGGGGAAAGGGGCAAGGAGGGGGGAAAAGGCAAGGAGGGGGAAAGAGGCAAGGAGUGGGAAAGAGGCAAGGAGGGGGGAAAGGGCAAGGAGGGAGGUGAGGCGGAGAACAAUGAUGGGGAAGGAAGAGGGGGAGAGGGGAAGCGGGAAGGGGGAGAGAGGAAGCAGGAAGGCGGAGAUGCGGGGGGGGCGUUGCAGAGGAAGCAGGGGGUGCGUGCAGGGAGGGGGAGGGCGCGGGGGCGGGGGGGCGUGUGGGCAGUGAAGCGCAUGAAGGGGGCACCGCAGUGGGCGUCUCUGGAGGCCCAUGCGCUGGCCUUGUCGCGAGUGGGGCACCCCAACGUGCUCCGCCUCGUGGGGUGGUGCUGCUGGCAAGGUAUAGCGGGCAGCGAGGCUGAAGGGGGCAGCGAGGCUAAAGGGGGCAGCGAGGGGCUGCAAGAUGCAGGGCAGCGGGGAGAGAAGGGGGGCGGGAAGGAGGGGGGAGAGAAGAGGGGCGGGCAGGAGAGGGGCGAGGAGGGGGGCAGGCAGGAGGGGGGAGAGAAGGGGAAAGAGGAGGGGGGAGAGGAGGAGGUCGGGCGGUUGGGGGGAGAGGAGGGGGAAGAGGGGGGGCAGGUGUUGGUGUACGAGUGGAUGGAGAGGGGCAGCUUGCAGGCGGUGCUGCAGGCAGGUGCGCUCACAGUGGCAGGUGCGCUCACAGUGGCAGGUGCGCUCACAGUGGCAGGUGCGCUCACAGUGGCAGGUGCGCUCGCAGUGGCAGACGACUCCAGGAAGGGCGUCAAGGACUUUGUCACGGCAGUUGAGCAGGACGAGGCCAUCGGCAUAGCACGCGAGGACCUGCCUGAGAACGUUGGUCCUGCCGUCGCCCUGUUGCUGGCAUCGUGGGGUGUCCUGGCCUGA
Messenger RNA from Closterium sp. Yama58-4, 1311 nucleotides. Lineage: Eukaryota; Viridiplantae; Streptophyta; Zygnematophyceae; Desmidiales; Closteriaceae. The record is from the annotation of a GenBank genome assembly.